Molecule: messenger RNA, 1414 nt
Organism: Dermatophagoides pteronyssinus (European house dust mite)
Lineage: Eukaryota; Metazoa; Arthropoda; Arachnida; Sarcoptiformes; Pyroglyphidae
Product: carboxypeptidase B-like
Biological process (GO): proteolysis
Molecular function (GO): metallocarboxypeptidase activity; zinc ion binding
Source: RefSeq, a predicted model, not a curated record
UUUUUGCAAUUCAAAUUUGUCUUAUUAUUUGGACUAAUUAAUGAUGAUUUCUCCCAAAAUUUUAAUCCCUAUAUUUUCAUUAUUAUGCAUAGUGUUUGCUAAUAAUGAAAACUUAAGUGAAUAUGAUGGACUAAAAGUGAUUCGUGUCCUGCCAGUGAAUCAUUUUCAAAUGAUUUCAUUGUUGAACAUUGAAGAUGAUAUAGAUUUCUGGCGUCGGCCCGAUCAAAUCAAUCGAUUUGCUGACCUCAUGAUAACACCAAACAAUAGUCAACGUGUGAUGCAAUAUCUUUCAUCACGUAAUAUUGGCUAUGAAAUUCUUAUCGAUAAUGUACGUGCGAUUGUACAAAAUGAACGCAAUCAAAUGGCAAAAAUAAGAAAGCAACUUGAAAUGCUACGUGGUAGUGAUAUAACAGUUGGAUUUUGGCAAAGUUAUCAAAGAUAUGAAGCUAUUGAAAAUCUAAUGAAUGAUUUGCAAGAUAAAUAUCCCAAUUUGGUUCACAAAAUAAAUUUUGGGAAAUCAUUUGAAGGUCGAGAAUUGAAUCUGAUGCGUAUUGGAGCGAAUAGUAAUGAAAAAAAGCCGGUUAUAUUCAUUGAAGGAGGAAUUCAUGCUCGUGAAUGGAUUUCAACUGCUUUUGUUACACAUUUCGCUAAUCGAUUGCUCAUUGGUUAUGAGAAUCACGAAGAAGAUAUAAAAACAUUAAUGGAAACGUUUGAUUUUUACAUUGUACCUUUGCUCAAUCCUGAUGGCUAUGAAUACACUCAUACAAAGUAUCGAUUAUGGCGAAAAACACGCUCCACACAAAAAUCUAGCUCCUGUUUUGGAGUCGAUCCAAAUCGCAAUUUUGGUUAUGAAUGGGGUGGAGAAGGAACAAGUUCAAAUCCAUGCAGUGAAAUCUAUCCGGGUACAAAAGCAUUCUCCGAACCAGAAGUUAAAGCCGAAACCGAUUAUAUAAUGAAUAAUUUGGCUGGUCGAGCAUUGGUGUAUGUUGCUGUUCAUUCAUAUGGACAAUAUCUACUCUAUCCAUGGGGUUGGACUGAUAAGCCUACUCCGGAUAAUGACCGCUUAGAUAGUAUGGCUAAAUUAGCUACCGAAGAAAUGGCUAAACGUUAUAGUUCCAAAUACAUUUAUGGAAUGUCAACAAAAGUUUUAUAUGCUGCUGCUGGUGCUGGGGAUGAUUGGGCAUAUGGUUCAGCAUCGAUACCGUAUUCAUACACACUUGAAUUACGUGACGAAGGUUAUUAUGGAUUUCAAUUACCACCUGAACAAAUUAUUCCAACUAGUGAAGAAGCUGGCGAUGGUUUGAUUGCCAUGCUAUUAGCUAUUCAAAAAAAUGAUUUAUAAUUUAAUAAAAUUACAAAUAUCAAAUCUAGCGACAAUUUUGUAAAGCAAAAAAAUUGAAAAAAAUGUUUGUUU